Actinia tenebrosa (Australian red waratah sea anemone) is the source of this 4328-nucleotide messenger RNA. RefSeq lists its product as uncharacterized. Lineage: Eukaryota; Metazoa; Cnidaria; Anthozoa; Actiniaria; Actiniidae. Gene Ontology annotation, molecular function: delayed rectifier potassium channel activity; ligand-gated monoatomic ion channel activity. Gene Ontology annotation, cellular component: membrane; voltage-gated potassium channel complex. Gene Ontology annotation, biological process: potassium ion transmembrane transport; action potential. The record is from RefSeq and is a predicted model, not a curated record.
CGCUAGGAAACUACAUCGCAUUUGCAUUUUAUCUGGUAAGAUUCUGGUCCAAAACUCCGCAUUUGAGAGAAAAAAGCGCCUGAAAUUUCGCKUAAGGGGUUAGUUUAACGGUAAAACUUCGCCGAAAACUUUCAGAAAAUUAAUAUUUCUAGACUUGGAGAAAAUCGGGCUUUGAAUACUUGGUUGCGAGAAUGGAUUUUCUUCGAACGAUUAUUUUGGUUUKGGUGGCAGCUUUGAUGGAGAUGACUUACGUUGCAAAUGCUACGAAUUCUUCAGCGUGCGAGGUCCAGCCUCCAUGUCCAAAGGUCAUCCCAAUCAAUUGGUGGGAAAUUCCUCCAUACAUCUACAAAGAUAAAGAUGAUAAUGGAAAUCUAAUUGGCAAAGUGAAGGGUAUCUUCCCCACAGUCCUUGAAAGACUCUUCCAACACUGCUGUGGAGCUUGUGUCAAUCUCAGUUACAUAUCCCACCCAUACAACGAUUCCGAGGAAGUCAAGAAACAUAUCGGAGAGAACGGUUCUCUUCUCAGUCUACCAGUCUAUGGUGACAUGAAGGAAAUCAAAUUCCAAACCUUUCCAUUCUAUCCGGUAGUCGAGUCUCCAGGAGUAGUUUUCAUCGUGAAGAAGGAAGAUUCAUCGGCUGCAGCUACAGCAGUUAUGAAAGCUGUGUUUCAAGGCUGGCCCGUUUUGUUGCUGACUUUGAUUAUGGCAGCUCUUUCUGGCAUAAUUGUUUGGGCUUUGGACACAUACUGGAACCCGGAGGAAUUUCCUAGAUCCUUUUUCAAGGGAACAUGGGAAGGCUUCUGGUGGGCUUUCGUCUCCAUGACAACUGUAGGGUAUGGAGACAGAGCUCCGCGUUCAGUCUUGGCUCGUACAUUUGCAUUUGUCUGGGUUCUGAUUGGCCUUGUUAUCAUUUCCAUUUUUACAGCUACUGUCACAACUUCCCUCACAGCUAUUUCGCUUAGCAACGAAAUAAAGCUCUACGGUUCAGAUGUCGUUGCCUUGAAGAACACCGAGGAGCAGAGACUUGGGGUCAAAAGUAAUGCUAAAGUUCAAGAAAAGAGUACCGUCCAGCAGCUCAGAGAUGCCAUAUUGGAUACCGAAGUGGUAAUCACAGGCGCUUUGCUAGACAGUUACGUUGCAGGCUACUGGGCUCAGGACAAUUUUCCCCUUAAGGACGAAGAUCUACGAGUUGGUACAGUUCUUGACCACCAGUUUGCUUAUGGUUUCGUUAUUGAUGGCGUACUGAAUGACGAAAAGUUUAUCAAGUGCUUGCGUCAGAAACUAAACAGAAUGGAGACGGAAAUUACAUCCAUCAUUCAGAGUCAGGCCAAGACAAUGGAAGAGGCCGGCCAGAGUGCAGCCGAGGAGAAGAGCAGCAAUCUUUUCGAUGCCAAGUCUCCAAUUUUCCAGCAGGCUAUUUACACAUGUCUUGGACUUGUGGCUGCGUUGACCGUUUGUGGACUUAUCUGGGAAUUCGCUUACUGGAGACCUCGCCAACCUAAGGAAGCCAAAACAGAAGUCGAACGCAUCGUCCCCCAAGAUACAUCUUACGAGAACCUUGUAGCUCAGCAGUGCAACGAAAUUGAGGAAGCUAUGAUGAAUGAGGUACAGCGAUUCUAUAUCGCAUGGAACAAAAAGCUUGAAGAACUGAGGCGCCGCAACGGCCACAUGAGCGCUAGUGAUGUGAACGUCAUGGGCAUGGGCGGCGAGAGGAGCUUUUAAAGUUCCUCAGUCUUUUGUACAAAUACAGAUUAUGACGACAGAAAUGAUCACGUCACUGGCAUUCAUCUUCACAGUUAUUGUCUAAUGGUACAAUUAUCAUACAUUCGUGAUAAAGAAACAAACCUAUAUGGUUUCUUACAUCGAGAACAAGUAAGCGGCGGUAAUGCCACGGUUUUAACAAAAGAGUUGAAGAUUUCAAUCAUAGCACAAAUUUGCACACUUUCCGUCGUCAUAAUCUGGUAAUGGCCCCGCUUCAGGAUUACGUCACAUCGAAAAUAGACUGCAAGCUAAACUGGCAAGAAUAAUGUUGUUAGUAAAAUGUCAAUAAGAUUUUUUUUAAUGAAGCAAGUAUUAAAUAAGUUUUGAAAGGAACCUCAAACUAUGAGGUGAUGAUUUCAAAAUCUUUACCCAAAAAUAUGUUGCCAAGGAAUCAAUUGUCUUUUAUUUGAUAUUUUGUUAAAUCAAUGUUUGGACUUUUCGAAGUUUUGCAUAUUUUUUUUGGUUGUUGCAAGAAGCCUGUUUAGCAAGUUCAGUCAGUCAGUUGCAAAGCUGACGUAAUCUUGAAAUCGAGCCAUUAAAUUAUCAAUAGUAUAUUAUACUAUAAUUUGCACUGAUAUGAAUGAAAAUUACGAUAUUACAAGAUGUACACUAAUGGGUCUCCCAGAUCAGACCGGGUUUGCCACCAGUAUGUUGGACAAUUUCUAGCUCACGGGUAUAUUUGUUUAUAUACCGUUCUGAGACAGAGCUCGUCUGGGCCAAGUAAUACGAAGAAUCAAAAGAGGCACCAAAGAAUAAUUAUUAACACUGACAUACAUAAUACUUUUGAUAAAAUUCCCGCAAGAUAGUCCCAAGCAGAUCACUACGAUCGUCUGGGUUUCUUGGGAAACACCGAUUUACAUCACACAGCAUAUCGAAAUGAUUCCGUGAGCACACUGAUGUCUAACGAUGAUCUGUACCAAUCCAAUUAGUCCAAUUAGGUUUUUUAAGCUGUAAAUUAGAGUUAUACGAUACCCCGGUAUAAAUUAAACCAUUAACAUUGAAAUAUUUCAAUAGCACAGAUUGGCCACUUUUGUGACAUUUUUUUACGACAGUAAUGAACCCUUCUCAAAAGUAUCAUGGAUAUGAGUUUAACAUGGAAAUACAAAAAAAAAAAAAAAAACGCCACAAAUUCCAUCAAGAAAAAGCGUGAUUUCUUUUGUAUUAAUUUCCAUUAGCUUCGUAUGCAUGAUACUUUUGAGAAUGACCCAUUACUAUUCAGUUGAUACUAAUAAAAUUUGAAUACAUGCAUUGCACAGACCUAUAUGGCCAAACCAGCCAUUCUUCGUGGGGUGUAGUGAGCCAAUUGAUAGGAUUUUGCUGCUUUUGUGAGACUGCUGGAAUGCCGUUUCGCUGCCACAGUUUUCUUAUUGAUUCCAUGUCAAAUAUAAAUUGACAAUGUGGCGGCGGCAAAAAGGAUUAAUUCAAGACGCGGCAACUAAUGUAAAACAUAGGUCUAUGAAAAAGACUAGUAGUUCACUUAUCAUAGAGUGGUAAAUAUAUCAUAUAGAUUGAAGCGGUAUUUUACUAAACAUUAUUUCAAGUUGUUUUUCAUAAGCACAUUAUUUCGACGUACUUAUACACCUGCUUUUAAAAAAACGUCGAUCGAAAAUCUGAAAUCUGAGACCAAGUGAAGAUGAUAAAAAAUGUAAUAUAUUUACAGCAGAACAACGUAGCUUGCUUUUUGGAUUGAAAUACGAUACAUGACCUUUGAGUUAGGAGUGUCAGAAAACGCAAAAGCACAAAAAUUCCGUUCAGUUUAAGGUCACCCCUCCCAGAUCUCAAAACGUUUUUUUUARAAAUAGGUGUAAAUGAGAAUAUAUCACUAGAAUUACUAUACGCUGGAGGCAGUUAAACACACACUAUAACGGUCUACUUAAUGAAUCGAUCUAAGCUUUAGCGUGAGAAAAUUAAUAUUUGCAGACUCGAUAAUUGUCUUACCUUACACUUGUCGAAAAAAAUAACUGCACCACGUCUGCAUAUGUAUUGCUUAUGGUUGUGCUUGGCUAACACAUUGGAUGCAGCAAAUUCAAAGGUUUAGAAAAUAGACACAACACUUGCGUAAGUAGCGCGACCAACCAUCUCGCUACCCAAUUCAAGUUUAAUGCUGCUAUCCAAAAAAUGUGACUUCUUUUUGGCCGCGACCUAAAUGGCAAAUACAACAGAUGUUAGCUGUAAAAAUUCAGAUUGGGCAAACGCUUCUGUUCGCACAGAUCCAUUUGCUCGAUUUAAGAACUGUAAAAGCAAAGAAUAUUAGUAUUAGACUCAUCUUUAAUAGCAGCUAAAUUUACUGCCUUAUAUAAAAUGCUUGCAUCUCGACUAACGAGAAAUGCAUACUCAGAUCAUCCAGCACUACGUCCCACGCCCUAUUACGCUUAUUACACAUUUCCGUUGUAAUGAGGUUUUGUUUUCGCGAAAUGCGUAUGCGAAUAUUUUUUUAAAGAUUUCAUGCUCACUAGGUGAACUUUAGCACAAAUAACAUUGACAAUAUGUUAAAUUUCAAAUGCCUGCCGUAUUAGUGUGUAAAAUCACUUUGCAAAUAAAUUAAACAGGUUGUGGAUCAAUCUAAAA